This is a messenger RNA of Colletotrichum lupini, 609 nucleotides long. RefSeq names its product hemerythrin HHE cation binding domain-containingprotein. NCBI's taxonomy places the organism in Eukaryota, Fungi, Ascomycota, Sordariomycetes, Glomerellales, Glomerellaceae. The record is from RefSeq and is a predicted model, not a curated record. Bases 1 to 609 code for a protein of 202 amino acids. The transcript is spliced from 2 exons.
AUGUCUAGCAAGAAGCCUUGGGCCGAUAGGCCGUUUAAGCUCAUUAGUAGCACCCGUGCGGGAACCAAGAAAGGGGCCAAGACGGCAGGUGUGAACCGCAUGGCUGAGGAAAUGACCAUCAUUCACAAUCUCAUCCUCCGGAUCAUCAACACUGUCUACUUGCAGUGCAUCAACGUGGAGAAGUCCCCCAACGACGUCCAGGACUUUGUGUCAUACGCGAUAGAAUGGAGCAAGAUGGUGGAGGAGCACCACGAGACGGAAGAGACGGAGGUGUUCCCCGAGAUUGAACAGCUGGCCGGCGUGCCGGGGCUGAUGCGGGCCAACGUCGCGCAGCACGAAGCUUUCCACAACGGCCUGCACGCGUACAUGGGCUACUUGGACAAGGUCCAAAAGGGCGAAGAGGCGUACAGCGGAGGGAAGCUCAAAGGCAUCAUCGACUCGUUCAUGCCCGUCCUGCGGGAGCAUCUCAGCGAUGAGAUUGACUCGCUGCUCAAGCUGAAUGAGUACGACCGCAAUUGGGAUGAGUGGUAUGAGAAGCUCAUGAAGAAGCUGCUCGGCAGAAUGGGUGAUCCCAAGCUCAAGGUGAGUACGCUACUUCAUCAUCUCUAG